Molecule: messenger RNA, 687 nt
Organism: Cyphellophora europaea CBS 101466
Lineage: Eukaryota; Fungi; Ascomycota; Eurotiomycetes; Chaetothyriales; Cyphellophoraceae
Exons: 3
Coding region: 1-687 (228 amino acids)
Biological process (GO): translational initiation
Cellular component (GO): eukaryotic translation initiation factor 4F complex; cytoplasm
Molecular function (GO): translation initiation factor activity; RNA 7-methylguanosine cap binding
Source: RefSeq, a predicted model, not a curated record
AUGGCGGACGUUGCAGUCGCCCAGCCCGCUCCUGCCGGCCCUACUACCAACGAUGAGAACACCGCCCCGUCCUCGACCGACGAGAUCAAGACUGUUUUCCAUGAUGUGAACAACUUCAACGUCAAGCAUCCGCUUCUCAACACCUGGUCCCUCUGGUUCACCAAGCCACCUUCGUCUAAAGGCGACAACUGGAACGAUUUGUUGAAAGAAGUCGUCUCCUUCGACACCGUUGAGGAAUUUUGGGGAGUCUAUAACAACAUCACGGCUUGUUCCGACCUCGGCCUCAAGUCAGAUUACCACCUGUUCAAGAAAGGCGUGCGACCCGAGUGGGAGGAUGCUCAGAACAAGCACGGUGGCAAGUGGUCAUAUUCCUUCAAGGAUAAGAAGUUGGUGAACAUUGACGAGCUCUGGUUGCACACCCAACUAUCUGCCAUCGGCGAGACGCUGGAGGAUGAGGGCGACAAUGAAGUCAUGGGCGUUGUGGUCAACGUGCGUAAAGGUUUUUACAGAAUCGGCCUCUGGACUCGUACUAGCGGCAAGGCUGGCGGCAAGGACAACCUACUGAAGAUUGGCACCCGAUUCAAGGAGGUCUUGCAAUUGCCAGCGUCUGAAGUGGUAGAGUUUUCCGGUCAUACCGACGCCGCUCAUGCUGGAAGCACACGGGCCAAGGCCAAAUUCUCUGUCUAA